Messenger RNA from Pectinophora gossypiella (pink bollworm), 536 nucleotides. RefSeq names its product tax1-binding protein 3 homolog. Lineage: Eukaryota; Metazoa; Arthropoda; Insecta; Lepidoptera; Gelechiidae. Bases 134 to 505 code for a protein of 123 amino acids. Gene Ontology annotation, cellular component: postsynaptic density; postsynaptic membrane; adherens junction. The transcript is spliced from 3 exons. The record is from RefSeq and is a predicted model, not a curated record. Gene Ontology annotation, biological process: neurotransmitter receptor transport, endosome to postsynaptic membrane; neurotransmitter receptor transport postsynaptic membrane to endosome. Gene Ontology annotation, molecular function: protein binding.
AAAAAUAUAAACCUAUCUGUGACGGUGGCUGGGAGCUGUCGAUUUUGUUUAGGAUUUUUAAUAUUAUUUUAUUUCCAGUAAACUUGGGUUAAAGUGUUUUAAAGUGCAACAGUAAAUAAACAAAUUUAUCAUCAUGGCUAAAAUGGCAUUUCAACACCAAGCCGGCACGGCUAUGGAGUGUCUUAGUAUACCUAUAACACUUCAAAAGGAAGCCGGCGUAGAUUCCGAGGGAAGGGAAGUAAUGAAAUGUGGGUUCAAAAUAGGCGGAGGAAUUGACCAAGAUUUCAGAAAGAGCCCCCAGGGCUACACGGACAACGGUAUUUAUGUUACUGAAGUUCAUGAAGGAAGCCCAGCAGCUAAAUCUGGCUUGAGGAUGCAUGACAAAAUACUUCAGUGCAACGGUUAUGAUUUCACAAUGGUAACCCAUAAAAAGGCAGUCAGUUAUAUAAAGAAACACCCAGUACUUAACCUGUUAGUAGCAAGAAAAGGGGUCACAUCUACAUAACUGUAUUAAAAAAUAUAUUUAUAAAAGCUUA